AUUUACUUUCACAGAUGCUGGUUUUUAUUCUCAGGGGUUUUUCUUUCCCUCAACUAUUUACUUUCAUUUGUUUAUCAGACGGUUUUUUUUUUACCUUGAUAUGGAUGCUCCUUCUCUAUACCCAGUGUUUUUCCUUGGGUGCUAUCUGGCACGCCCUGAGUAUGGCAAGUUAUGAAGUCUACAUCAUUUAACUAUCUCCUUUUCUUUUUUGUUUUACUCUUUUUUUUUUUUUUCUCUCCAAGAAGCGGGAAGAUCUUCGAAGAAAACAAAUAAACACCUACCCCUCAUUUUAUAACCAAUGGAGCCGCAUUGGCCUUCUCUAUCAGCAGCCAAAACCCACAGAGACAGUUGGACCGAAAGAUUCCUCGUCGAACGGACAGAGGACCUAUGCCGAUUCGUCGAAUCCGUCCGCGGCUUUGGAAGAUGUACCGCCAUCUCCCGCUGCCGAAGCGGUCACAAUGUAAUUCUGCGGCUACGGUGGCAGGCCUCCGACGCGAGUGACUGGGCGAUCCGCAUCCCUAUCCCCGAGAACUCAGUGUUCAUGAGGGAAAAGCUACGGAACGAAGUCGCCAUGCUAAACUAUCUUGACACUCAUACCACCGUGCCUAUCCCUAGGGUGUACAAGGUAGGAACGGCAGCAGACAAUCCGACGGGCCUUGGGCCGUUUAUCAUUACAAAUUGGAUCAAGGGGAGGAGUCUCGUGAAGGUCCUUCGGGAGCGGAAUUUGCUUGCGCCCGAUGGCUUUGUCCUUGUGCCGGAGGGCGAGCGGAUCAUGAAACGCGUCUAUGGCCAGAUUGCCGGGUUCCUGCUGCAGCUCUGGACGAAGGAGUUUGAGAAGAUUGGCGCGGUCGGUGUAUAUGAGGGCGUGGGCGCGCGCGCGGGCGCGUUGGGUGGUUAUGAAGUUCGGUACCCGCCCCUAACUCUUUAUAUGAAUGAGCUGGUGAGGAGGUACGGGUUGAAGAAAACUGCGCUCCCCCAGCAGACAUACUCGCGCUCCCAUGAGUAUUUCAAGGCCCUCCUUGGAAUGCAGUGGUCCCAUGUCGUGCUCCAGAAGAACAGUGUCAGAAACUCAACAGACGCAAGGGAAAAAUUUACUGUCCGGGGCGCGAUGGCCCUCGUGGCGAGCUCCUUUAUCAGUAGGGACGUAGACAACGAGGCACCCUUCAGACUAUUUUCUGACGACUUCAGUCUUUCCAACGUGCUUGUGGACGAAAAUUUUGAAAUCACCGGGAUUACAGACUGGGGUUUUACCUACGCGGCGCCCUCGCAAUUUGCAUACAGCUGCCCAUGGUGGCUGACGGCUUUACCGCCAGAUACAAUUAUACAGAGGUUCGGCAUGAGCCGAUUCAGAGAGGUGUACACUCGCCAGUUUGCUAUUUUCGUAGACCAACUGAAACUACGCGAGAUCGAAAGCGGCAUGCAAGGGCCUGGCUCGCUGUCGUCGAAGAUGGUGAACUCCUUUCUGAACCGUGGAGCCUGGUUCGUGCUCGCGUGUCGCAUGGGUGCCAUACUGGACGACGUAUACUGGAGCAUUCUUGACAAUUUUUGCUGGGGCAGGGUGGUCUCUAGGGACGAGCGCGUAAUGUGGUUGGCAGCGGUCGCUGCAGACCGUGACUACUAUAUACGAGACCGGGAAGUAUUUGUUGAGAGGAAAAUCCGCGAUCUGAUAGAGUACUGUCGGUUAAUGGGGAUACCAUGUACUGAGCGGUAUGCGCCUCCUCCAUCCGUUGUCAGGCUGCCUAGAGUCAUGAUGGAUAAAAUGACACAGACGCCGUCGAUGGUUGCUAGCGAGGGUGGUGAUAAUAUCAAUACCAAUGACGAUUACGAUGGUGACGAUGAUAUCGAGGAAGAAGAUAGCGACGACGACGACGACGACGAUGAUGUAUAGACAGACAUACCGGCUUUCCACCUACGUUUUGUCUUUGUUCCCUAUACUUUGUAACAAAAACAUUUAUCUUCUGUCGCUCCCCCUCUUUUUCUCGUCUUUUGCAUUCUUUUUCUUUUUUUUCCCCUUUUCUUAGGUUGCUCCUUUUCUUCCCUAUUUCGUCUCCUAGUUUGGAUGAAAGUUUGAAUAGAUGAUGGGCUUGGUAGAGUAUAUUUCUGCCCUGUGGAUCGGUUUUUUGUUUAUUCAUAGGUAUGUACGUAUCUACGGUACGUACUGUACAUAUAUGUGCGGAGUACUACAUAGGUAGUUUGCUGCUUCGUUUCUAUCAAUAAGAUAAAUCAAACUAACUGGAGGGUGAGGUGGAUUAGUAAAAGAUUAUGCUAUGCAUAUCCGCCCGGAUUGUAUUCUAUACUGUGCGUACGGUAAGCUGUGUGUAAUACAUACAGCCUAUGUAUGAGAGGAAUAUUAUUAAACGUCAGAACCUACUUGGGCAACUAAAACGUCCGUGUCCGGACUUAUAAUAAUAAUAAGUAGAGCAUGCUUUUCAUAGCUCAUUUCUUGUCACUUUCAUUUCCCAACUGAGAGGGAAGGGAAGGGAAAAGGUACGAGGGCGAUGUGAAUAAAACAAAAAUAGAAAAGAAAAGAAAAGACAAGAAAACACAAAGAAGGAAGCUCGGAGGGAAGAUCGUAUUUGUUAAAAACAUAAAUUCGCGGGGUACUAGUUUCUAUUUUCACAUUGAACACAUAAGCGAGAAAAGCAAAACGGCGAGAAAAGAUAGAAAGAGAUAAAAACCGGACAGAGCUGCAAUGUAAUAGUUAUAUAAAUGGCAAAACAAGGGUAGGUUUCGUAUAGAAGAUGUGGGAUAACGAUGCCACGUUAAGGGGGGUGGGUGAGGGUUACGAACUGAUAAAUGCAUAGCAGAAAGCACAAGCAAAACCAAAACCAGAAGCGCAGACAGACAAUGAAGAAAGACAAUAAUAGCAUUAGAGCUCAUACAUAUCCAUGAAUAACUAUCAUUACAGUGACGA
Molecule: messenger RNA, 2914 nt
Organism: Blastomyces dermatitidis ER-3
Lineage: Eukaryota; Fungi; Ascomycota; Eurotiomycetes; Onygenales; Ajellomycetaceae
Product: phosphotransferase enzyme family protein
Exons: 2
Coding region: 299-1888 (529 amino acids)
Source: RefSeq, a predicted model, not a curated record